This is a messenger RNA of Peromyscus californicus insignis, 1126 nucleotides long. Its product is annotated as zinc finger protein 239-like. The record is from RefSeq and is a predicted model, not a curated record. NCBI's taxonomy places the organism in Eukaryota, Metazoa, Chordata, Mammalia, Rodentia, Cricetidae. The transcript has a single exon. The coding region runs from base 1 to 879 and encodes 292 amino acids.
AUGGAUAAUGUAAAGCAUAUAGGAAUAAAACUUUGCCAGAUUAAAGAAUGUGAUAAAUUAUUUAAUUUCAAUUCAAAUAUCAUUCAGAAUGAUUCAAGUCACACUGCAGAAAAGAAGCCAAACAGAUAUAAUGAUUGUGGAAAGUCCUAUAGCAAACUUUCAUACCUUCAUAUUCAUCACAGAAUCCAUAUGAGAGAGAACCCUUAUAAAUGUGAAGAAUGUGGAAAAUCCUUUAGGAAAAGUUCAUCCCUUCGUGUUCACCAGAGAAUCCAUAUAGGAAAGAAACGUCAUAAAUGUGAUGAGUGUGGAAAGCACUUUACUAAGGGCUCAUCUCUUCAUGUUCAUCAGAGAAUCCAUACUGGAGAAAAACCUUAUAAAUGUGAUGACUGUGGAAAGUCCUUUGUUAAGUCCUCCAGUCUUCAAUGUCAUAGGAGAAUCCAUACUGGAGAGAAACCUUAUAAAUGUGAAGACUGUGGAAAGUCUUUUGUUAAGUCCUCCAACCUUCAAUGUCAUAGGAGAAUCCAUACUGGAGAGAAACCUUACAAAUGUGAUGAAUGUGGAAAGUCCUUUGUACAGUCCUCCAAUCUCCAAUGUUAUAGGAGAAUCCAUACUGGAGAAAAACCUUAUAAAUGUGAUGACUGCGGAAAGUCCUUUGUCCAGUCCUCCCAUCUUCAGUGUCAUAGGAGAAUGCAUACUGGAGAGAAACCCUAUAAAUGUGAUGGCUGUGGAAAGUGUUUUAGUGAUGUCUCAUCUCUUCGUGUUCAUCAUAGAAUCCAUACUGGAGAAAAAACUUAUAAAUGUUAUGACUGUGGAAAAUGCUUUAGGCAUGGCUCAUCUCUUCAUGUUCAUCAGAGAAUCCAUACUAAAGACAAACCAUAGAAAUAUUAAAAAUGUUUUGUCUUUUACCCAUUGCUUUCUGUUAAUGUUCAUCAGAGAACUCACACCUGAGCCAAGCCUUAUAAAUGUAAAGGUGAAAAUUUCUUAACCAAAUCCUCAACACUUCAUCUUCCCUGAAUGCAUUCUAAAGAAAAUAUUUACAAAUAUGAAGAAUGUGGAAAAAUACUUCUCAUGAGCUCUCACUUUAGAAGAUAUCAGAAAAAUCAUAAGAAUCUUUAAAAAUUCUCUA